Molecule: messenger RNA, 1347 nt
Organism: Brassica napus (rape)
Lineage: Eukaryota; Viridiplantae; Streptophyta; Magnoliopsida; Brassicales; Brassicaceae
Exons: 2
Coding region: 268-1068 (266 amino acids)
Source: RefSeq, a predicted model, not a curated record
UUAAAAAUCGAUCGGUAGGGUUUACAUAUAAAAACGAAAAUGGAUCAGAGAUUGGAAACAAACAAUCUCCUUCCUCCUCCAUCUAUCUAUAUUCCCCCCCUCCAUUCUCCUCUGAAAACCCUAAUCUCCUUCUUUCUUCUCUCUGUUGCUUCCAUUAACAUAGAUGAUAAAGCAACUUCAAAAGCCGCGUGAAUUCAUCUUGUAGUAACGGGGAAAUUAAAGAAGGUUUCAGCUGGUCGGUAGAGAGAUUUGUCUGAAGAAAAAAAAAUGGCGACAAUGAAUCAGCUUGAUUCCGAUUUGCUUCUACCUCCACGGAAGCGAUUACUCGCCGGAUUCAAGAAACAGAACUCCAACGGAUCUUCUUCAUCUUCUACUUCAUACUCAAACGGCUCCUCCUCUGCUUCCACCGUUGUGCACACCCAUCUCGACAAUCUGUUGACUUCCCAACUCACCGACGGCCAGAGUCGGUCUCCGGAGGAGCUAAAAGCAACUGCUGCUUUAGCGGUAAAGAUCGCAAAGGCGGCGAGAGCCGCAGCUGAUGAGAAAGCCAUCAUUGCUUCAAAGGCCGUAGCUGCAGCCAAGAGCGCGUUGGAACUGUUCGCUUCUUUUCCGGCUGAGACGGUGAAGGAGAGGAAGAACAAGCAGAAGAAACAUGUCCCCGUUCAUGUUAUGUAUUCGAAAGAUGAGGAUUUAGCGCGUAGGUUGAACCGAGCUAUAAACAACUCCCCUAGAGUAUUGACCGGGCAUAGAAACAAGAAGCUAAAGAGUGUAGCUACGUAUGAGAAUAGCGCAGUGACUAGUAGUAGUACUAUGUACGAUGGGAAUGAUGUUGCUGGUGUUGUGGAUUCAGACACCUCCACGGAUGAUGAAGUAGACAGAACAAGAGUUAAUGGGAAGGAGAAAACAGGGGAGGAGAGUAGAACAUUGGGGAAAAGAAGAGGAAGAGUGAAGCUAAAGAAGUUACCUUUGAGCAUGUGUGCCUCUAAGGAUCAAGAAAACGGAAUCAUCACAAAUUCCCUGGCUCGGACGGGAGGUUCUAAUGGUGGUGUGGGUCAGGUGAGAUCAUAGCAGGACUACAAUGGAAGUGUUACGAUCUAAAAGUCACAGGAAUGUGUGUGAAGCAGAAGACAAAGUUGUGUAGGUUCAUAUCAACUCUUUUACCUAAAAGAGGUAAAAAUAGUGCAGAUUCAGAAACAUUGCUAUUUUCAGUAGAAUCCGAAUGUUGUUUCUUAUUUUCCUUGGUUCUGCUUUUUUGGGUAAUGUGAUUGGAUGUAUGCUGCUUGUAUAGGAGUAUUUGCUAGAUACAUAAGGAGUAGAUUUUAUAUAGUAUAUGUGGUAGUUGAAUCA